UGACCUAACUGUGCGGAGGGGGAAUCCUCUCCGACUGGCUAUAAAACACACUCGCACACACACGCAUCUGUACACACAGAUCAUUCACUGAUUAUUCUGAUCUGGAGUGUGUGCUCACCUGACCAGGUGUGUGUGUGUGUGUGUGUGUGUCAGCCCGGACAGGUGUGUGAAAUUGCUUGAAUUAUUCUGUUACACUGAGAAAGCACAAUUUUUACGGAUUCUUUUCUCGAACUUCCGGGUUUUGGACACAGUUUAAACCCUGUGUGGGUCAGCAGGACUGGACUAGAGCCGGCAAAUGAAGACAAUGGCACCUCGACCAAACUCUCUGGAGCAGCACACAGAUGCUCUUAAUGGUCAGAAACACAAGUCGGUGUACAUGGCUCCGGCUGUUUCUACUGUGGCUCUGAUUCAGGCUGAUCUGGACAGAGAGGAGGAUCCCUGGGACCUGCCAGAGCUUCAGGACACUGGGGUCAAAUGGAGAGAUUUAGACAGUAAGGGGAAGGGGAAGAGGGUGUGUAUUUCAGUGUUAAAGCUGGUGGCGCUGUUGGGUUUACUGUAUCUGUUCGUGUGCUCCCUGGAUAUUCUCAGCCAAGGGUUUCAGCUUGUUGGAGGGAAGGCGGCUGGUGAUAUAUUCCAGGACAAUGAGGUGUUGUCCAACCCCCUUGCUGGACUGGUCAUUGGUGUUUUGGUCACUCUGCUGGUCCAAAGCUCCAGCACAUCCUCCUCUAUAGUGGUCAGCAUGGUCUCCUCUGGAUUGCUGCAGGUGUCAACAGCAGUCCCCAUUAUCAUGGGCACCAACAUCGGGACGUCCGUUACUAACACAGUGGUAGCCAUGACGCAGGCCGGAGACCGCAGCAAGUUCCGCAGGGCGUUUGCUGGAGCCACGGUGCACGACUUCUUCAACUGGCUGUCCGUGUUGGUGCUGUUGCCGUUGGAGGCCGCUACAGGUUACCUGUACCGCCUCACCGAGCUCAUAGUGAGAUCCUUCAACAUAGAAAGUGGAGAUAACGCCCCGGCACUGCUCAACGUCAUCACGGACCCGCUCACACACUCCAUCAUAGAGCUGGACGAAUCCGUCAUCAGUGGCAUUGCAACCGGAGAUCCAGAGGCCAAGAAUAAAAGCCUCAUCAAAACUUGGUGCUCAACAAUGAAAAACACGACACUGCAGAACGUAACUAUCGUCAACUGCACUAGCGCCCCCUGCUGGGAGUGGAAGAAUGUCACGGAAAUAAUAAACAUUCAGAAAUGUCAUCAUAUCUUUGUGGACACUAAUCUGGCAGACCUAGCAGUGGGGCUAAUCCUGUUAGCCAUGUCGCUGGUCGUUCUGUGUGGUUGCCUCAUAUUCAUUGUCAAACUCCUCAACUCCAUGCUGAAGGGUCAGGUAGCUUCAGUCAUCAAGAAGAUCAUCAACACAGAUUUUCCGUUUCCAUUCUCAUGGGUGACCGGAUACCUGGCCAUCAUGGUGGGAGCUGGAAUGACCUUCAUUGUCCAAAGCAGCUCGGUUUUCACCUCAGCUAUUACACCUCUAGUAGGUAUUGGUGUUAUAAGCAUUGAAAGAGCGUAUCCGUUGUCUUUGGGCUCAAACAUUGGAACCACCACCACAGCUAUACUGGCAGCCAUGGCCAGUCCAGGAGAGACACUGACCAAUUCACUGCAGAUCGCUCUGGUUCAUCUAUUCUUUAACGUGUCGGGCAUCCUGCUGUGGUACGUCCUGCCGUUCAUGCGUGUCCCGAUCGUCCUGGCCAAAGCGCUGGGCAACGUGACGGCAAGUUAUCGCUGGUUCGCCAUUUUCUACAUCCUCUUCUGCUUCUUCUUCAUCCCGCUGCUGGUGUUCGGCCUGUCGCUGGCGGGUCUGCCUGCGCUGCUGGGCGUCCUCCUGCCGGUGGCGCUGCUGCUGCUGUUUAUCAUUGUGGUGAACUUCAUGCAGUCGCGCUGGCCUCACUGCCUCCCUCACUGCCUCCGGACCUGGGAGUUCCUCCCCCUCUGGGCUCGGUCCCUGGAGCCCUACGACAGGAUGGUCACGGCCUGCGCCGGCCGCUGCUGCUGCUGCUGCAAGUGCUGCCAGGUCAUCGCCCCCGGCGAUGAGGAGGCGGGGCCGGCGGAGAAGAAACCCUGCGGAGUGGAGAUGCACGACGAGCCGGCGAUAAGCAACGAGAACUGCACGAGCACGCCGGUGAUCCUGAAAGUGACAGCGUUAUAGACUCACUAUUAACAUUGCUCUCAUGCAUUUACCAUAUAGUUAUUACACAGCGAAACUCAAAUCCAUAUCAACCUCACUGACUGAUGCUCUGCCACCUGGAUGGCAUCAGUGGACUCGGGAACGAGAGCAAAAAAAAUGCAAUGUUUAAAUGUUUAUGAAUGUUGUUUCAUAAUUUAUAUGUUUGUAUGUUUUUGUUUCUAACUUUUACAAAUGCCAUUUAGUGAACUUACAAUUUUAUUUAUCUCAGAUGUACUCGAUUAUCAAAGGAAAAUAGCACUGGAGCUACGAGGCUAAUGCUAGUAAAAAAAACUGGGAAAGCAUAGAGCGUGCACCAGAUUAUAAGGCGCAUUAUGUGUCACUAGUAAUGAACAGGAGUGUCGCCAUGUUUCCCUUGUAAUUCAGCAGGUCUUGCUGCACUUGCUGUAUCUUCGGCAUGUGUGUGUGUUUGUGUGUGUGUGUGUGUGUGUGGGGGGGGGCUGUUUAUGGCAUGUGCAAACGUAACAUUUUGUCUGUCUUUCUUUUUUUUAAGAUUUAUUUUAAUUUUUCUCCUAUUUUUCUCUCCAAUUCAACUGUUAGUCAGCUGUAUAUCCCACACAAGAAAGUAGCAUCACAGGGCUAAUGCUCGAAGGAAAGCGCAGCGACUCAGUUACGAUACAUCAGCUCACAGACGCAGCCUUGUGCUGAUCCACAUCACCCUAAGUGAUGAGGGGAAAGAGAACAAUCUACUGUACCCACCCAGAGAGAGCAAGACCAGUUGUGCUCUCUCAGAGCUCCGGCUGCUGAUGACAAACUGCAUGACCGGGAUUCAAACCCGGGAUUCUCCCGAUCAUAGUGCUAAUACUGCUAACAAAGAACAAAAACAGAUUCGUUUGAACAGUUUGAACAGUUUACGAAUUGAUGGCUACCCAAAGACCAGCUCAAAAGUUACAUAACAGAAUUUAUAUAUUGUCUUUUUGUGCUUUAAAGGGAGGGGUUUUCUACCUAAUUUGUUGUUACUAAAAAAAAUGGAAGGCUACACUCUUAACUAGAUUUAUUAAAAACAACCUGUAGUUUG
Astyanax mexicanus (Mexican tetra) is the source of this 3254-nucleotide messenger RNA. RefSeq names its product solute carrier family 34 member 2a (gene slc34a2a). Gene Ontology annotation, biological process: intracellular phosphate ion homeostasis; sodium-dependent phosphate transport. Bases 296 to 2200 code for a protein of 634 amino acids. Gene Ontology annotation, molecular function: sodium:phosphate symporter activity. The transcript has 13 exons. NCBI's taxonomy places the organism in Eukaryota, Metazoa, Chordata, Actinopteri, Characiformes, Acestrorhamphidae. Gene Ontology annotation, cellular component: brush border; apical plasma membrane; vesicle. The record is from RefSeq and is a predicted model, not a curated record.